GCCAGGCUGCGGGCCCGCGACGGUUGACCCGGCCAGCGGUGGAGCAGGGUCGGCCGGCGCGGUUAACCCGGCGGGGUCGCAGCUCGGGGUUAACGGGCGGCGCGGUUACCCGGCGGGGGUUGAGCCCAGCUCGGACGGCGCGGUUAACCCGCAGCGCGUUGACCCGCGGUUAUCCGGCUGCGCUCUUGACCCGCGGUUAACCCGCAGCGCGUUGACCCGCGGUUAUCCGGCGGCGCUCUUGACCCGCGGUUAACCCGCAGCGCGUUGACCCGCGGUUAUCCGGCGGCGCUCUUGACCCGCGGUUAACCCGCAGCGCGUUGACCCGCGGUUAUCCGGCGGCGCUCUUGACCCGCGGUUAACCCGCAGCGGGCUGAACCCAGGCGCGGCGGCGCGGUUCAUUGAGGGGUGCCGCCAUGCCGUCCCGCGUGGAGGACUACGAGGUGCUCCACAGCAUCGGUACGGGCUCCUACGGCCGCUGCCAGAAGAUCCGGAGGAAGAGCGACGGCAAGAUCUUGGUUUGGAAAGAGCUCGACUAUGGCUCCAUGACAGAAGCAGAGAAACAGAUGCUUGUUUCUGAAGUGAAUUUGCUCCGUGAACUGAAACAUCCAAACAUCGUCCGUUACUACGAUCGGAUUAUUGACAGAACCAGCACAACCCUGUACAUUGUAAUGGAAUACUGUGAAGGAGGGGACCUGGCCAGUGUCAUCACAAAAGGGACCAAGGAGAGACAAUACUUAGAUGAAGACUUUGUCCUUCGAGUGAUGACUCAGUUGACGCUGGCCCUGAAAGAAUGUCACAGACGAAGUGAUGGUGGUCACAUUGUAUUACAUCGGGAUCUGAAGCCAGCCAAUGUCUUCCUAGACGGCAAGCAGAACGUCAAGCUCGGAGACUUCGGGCUCGCCAGGAUAUUAAGCCACGAUACGAGUUUUGCCAGAACGUUUGUAGGGACUCCGUAUUACAUGUCUCCUGAACAGAUGAGCCGAAUGUCCUAUAAUGAGAAGUCGGACAUCUGGUCGCUGGGCUGCCUGCUAUAUGAGCUGUGUGCAUUAAUGCCUCCAUUUACAGCUUUUAACCAAAAAGAAUUAGCUGGGAAAAUUCGAGACGGUAAAUUCAGGCGAAUCCCGUACCGUUACUCUGACGAAUUGAAUGACAUCAUUACGAGGAUGUUGAAUUUAAAGGAUUACCAUCGACCUUCAGUGGAAGAAAUUCUUGAGAAUGCUUUGAUUGCAGACUUGGUUGCAGAAGAGCAAAAGAGAAAUCUUGAGAGGAGAGGGAGGCGCUCAGGCGAGCCUGCAAAGCUGCCGGACUGCAGUCCUGUGCUGAGUGAGCUCAGGCUAAAGGAAAGGCAGCUGCAGGAGCGAGAGCGAGCGCUCAGAGCCCGAGAGGAGAGUCUGGAGCAGAAGGAACGUGAACUUUGUAUGCGAGAGAGACUAGCCGAAGACAAACUGGCGAGAGCCGAGAGUCUGGUGAAGAGCUAUAGCCUGCUGAAGGAGCAGAAGUUCCUGUCUCUGGCAAGCAGCCCAGAACUUCUUGACUUCCCAUCCUCGAUGACCAAGAAGAAGGUUCACUUCCGUGGUGGCGAGAGCAAAGAGAACGCCUUAAGGAGUGAGAGCUCCGAGAGCCAGCCUGGCCCCAAGUCCAGGUGCAAGGACCUGAAGAAGAGGCUCCAUGCUGCCCAGUUGCGCGCUCAAGCCCUGUCAGACAUUGAAAAGAGCUACCAGCUAAAGAGCAGGCAGAUCCUGGGCAUGCGCUAGGCCAGGAGACUCAGAGCUGGGUGGCACUGGAUACCGCCAACCUGACUGAACCCAGCUGCUGUGGUUCUACAUCCUUGAUUCCUGAGCUGCACCAUUUUGUACUGUCAGCAUAACACUGGAAUUGCUUUUUUCCUUUAUCAGUAACAACUGUACCAGAUGGACACAUUUCUUUUCCUCCUGAUAAUCCUUUAUAGAGAGCUCACACUGCUGGUUGAUUGGGCUUUCGUCCUGUGCGUGAUACUACUGGGAAUGAGCUGGGACGCUGUAGACCUUAGGAGAAAAUAAUGUUCGGGGAGGUUGUUUACCCAGGAUGAGGACUCACUGGGAGGUUUAAACAGCUGCAUGGCGUGCCUGCAUCUGUCACAUCUAGUUUUGAACUAUAGGUCUGAGUGGCAGGACAGGCUGUGUGCCCAGCACCUGUUGUCGGCCACGGCCGGGCAUACUCCCGUGUCUUCAGUGAAUUCUCAGGGUCGACCACCAGCCGUUGGUACGGCCUGCUGUCCCUGCAGUUUCCCGAUGAGAUUUUAGGUGGCAUAUGACCUCACUUGUAGUUGACGGGAAGCAGAUGAAACUCUAGGCCUUGCACUCUGCCGCAGGGCCUUGUUACACAGGUGCAGCUUUACAUGAGUGAGCUAUUACGGGGAGAGACCCAGCCACCCACCUGACAGCCUGGUCAAAAGAAUCUACCCAGCAUUCCAGCUCGGGUGUGGUCAGUGCUACUGAAUUUAGAAUCCAGGAGCCAAGUGAAAGGUGACAGUUUUCCAGACGAACAUGCACUUACCUUCAGGGACACUUCCGAGAUUCCGUCCAGUGAAUGCAGGCAUUGCUUAACAUGUGGAAGAAACUUAGGGAGACGUCCAAGCAGGAGUCUGACAUUAAUAAUUAGGCCAGUGCCAUUGUAAUUGGCCCUCAGCAUGCUGUUGUCAAUGCAGAGCAUGCUGGCCACUAGGGGAGGGAGGAUGAGGCCGCAGGAGGCUGUGCUGAGCCCAGGGGAGCUGCCCCGGCCACUCUCCUCAUGCUCAGCUGGGACAGGAAGCGGUCAGAAAUGCCUUCAUGUCCUAGGAAGCUGUUACCCUUCCAAUUGUUGUGUAACUUUGAAUAAAUGGUUUGUUGUCCCUCAAGGACUCUGGGAUCCGUUCAUCUAUUUAAAGUUACUUGAUGACUUUUUUAGAGUAUUUUGCCGUUAAGUACAAGCUGGUUGGUCUGAGAUGCUACAAAUCUUCAUAUUCCGAAUCAUGUACGCGAGAUCACCUAGGGUUUACUGUUAGAGAACUGUCUUCAGAAGGUUGGUCUGUUUCCAAGGCUACCAGGAAAAGCCGGAUUGCUUUGCUGUUUAUCCACAUGUCCCUUAAGACUGCUUCAGAAAAGAACAGUGUACAUCUCGCGCAUUACUAAAGGCUGUGUAUGUGUUAACCUCCUUCGGUGCAGAAGUUGGCUCUUUAUUUACAAUUUCCUAAAGGUUUCAGAAAAGGAUCCGUUUGCCCUAAAAACUGCUAUUGGGAAAAACCCAGCAGGGUGAGGGGAAGGGCAGAAGCAGUUUUAAUGCCAUUUGUCUCAUUAUUAAAUGCCAAAGUCCUUAGAUUUUGAAGUUCUGUAUUAUAUUCUGUCUAUAUAAUUUCAUAACUUGGUGGGGCAAACCCUUCCAAGUUCUCUGCCAUUGGUGCUCAGGACUACAGAGCAGUGCUUGGACACAUCACUAACCAAAAUGAUUAUCUUGUCACUAGUCCAACAAAAAGCUGUGCCUGGUAUAUGUUACUGAUGGUGCCCUCUUUGUGCCAAAAGCUUGCUGUUUGUUUCUAUUGAGACCUUUUCAGAGAAGGAUUUGUUUGCCUUGAUGAACACCAUUAGGUGGAAACCCAGUAAAACUCGUGGGAAAGGCAGACAGGAAUCACAUGCACCUGGCUCCACAAACGAGGCCCGCAUUGAGGUGUCGUGACGACUUUGAUCUGCCCCUUUUUCUGCAUGUAUUUUUCAUGUGGGACAGUUCCUCCACCUUGAUGUGCAGUGACUAGAAAUGUGUCUUUUAGUGGUGACUGUUAAAACAGGGUCUCCUGUCUGUCCUGAAUGGAACAGGACAGUCUUCCAGGUAGGAAAGCCUGUUGGAAACUAGGAACUGGGUGUGGCACUUUUGCCUCCUCUUCUCCUUUGGUCUGUAAUGAAAUUGGUAUAGCAAUACAAAAUAAA
Molecule: messenger RNA, 3938 nt
Organism: Nannospalax galili (Upper Galilee mountains blind mole rat)
Lineage: Eukaryota; Metazoa; Chordata; Mammalia; Rodentia; Spalacidae
Gene: Nek2
Product: NIMA related kinase 2
Exons: 8
Coding region: 414-1754 (446 amino acids)
Biological process (GO): protein phosphorylation
Molecular function (GO): ATP binding; protein kinase activity
Source: RefSeq, a predicted model, not a curated record